AUGGGUCGCAAGCCAAACCAGCUAAUCCUCGAGUUCUUCAUUCGAGGGCAGAAACUCGAGGAUGCCAGCAACCGUUAUCAACACACGUGCAAGGCCUGUGGUGAAAAGUUUCCCAAGGGUCGCAUCGACAGUCUGACCAACCAUUUGGUGAAGAAAUGCCAGGCGAUUCCGUUGCGUGACCGACAACGCGUCCUGUUGCGACUGCACGAGCUCCCCGACCUUGCCGACGGCGACCAGAACAAAGACCCCAACGCGAACAAAGGCAAAUCCGUCGAUCUGCCGUUUACCACCCGACAGAACUUUGAUGGUCUCAACGUUUUGGCCGAGGCCUCGAGGCAGGUGGGCGCCUCCGACCAGACCAAACGCGGUCCAGCAUACACACAGUCGGUGACUGUCGGGGGCAAGACCGUUGUCGUCGACCCUGCGCUUGAAGCCGAGGGCUUCCAGGGACAUGCUGCUCAGCCGGAGCAAAUGGAGGAGGACAUCAAGCCGCCUGGAACUCCUCAAACCACUAGCGCUACGGCUAUUCCUUCCCUCCCUAAUACUUCACAAGAUCAACCAUCAUCCGCGUCUCCUCCGCUGGCUGAGACAUCGUUGACUCCGGAUCCCGCGUCCAAUGUUCGCCAGUCGCAACUGUCGAUGAUCGCCGCCUCCGCCAGUGAAAUGGUUCCACAGGGGAUAUCCUUGGAUCAUGAUCCCAGUGGACUUCCCGAUGGACUGCCAAAAGUUGGCUCUGCCUGGAACCAGGCACUUUCGACUCAUGAGCAGCUGCUCUUCGACAGUCUUCAGGAGCACGACCCCACGUUGACCGCCGCGACACAACGCGCCGCCACCUUCCCUCGUCCCAUUGCGAUGAACCCUAACUCGCAGGCGAAGGGUUUCGUGAAUGAAUUUGGCAACUCCACCAAGCCGACGAAGCCCAAGGUUCGCGGGCGAUUUUCCGCCGCCAGGCGCAGGGAGGUUCAGGAAGUGCGGAAGCGCGGAGCUUGCAUUCGCUGUCGGAUGCUCAAGAAACCUUGCUCCGGCGACAGCCCUUGUACAACUUGCGCCAGCGUCGAGAGCGCGCGUCUUUGGAAACACCCAUGCAUUCGGACGCGCAUUGCUGAAGAGUUUGAACUUUAUAAUGCGAAUCUCCAUGCCACUCUCGCCUAUCAUGAUGUGAGCGGUGUCAGAAAUCAAAUCAAGUUCGAACACUAUGCUGGCCGUAUCGAGGUCACACACUUUGAAGAGAGCAUGGUCUUUGUGACGUUCAGCGGACUCCAAGGCCACAAGCCCUCUGUGUCGACACUUGACCCCCAACUCCAGGGUCUGGGAGAGGACCCACAGUUCCAAGGGCCCCUUCAUGAACUCUAUCUGCUCGAUAGCGACGCAGAUGACCUGCCUGGGAAACUCGAAAUGUAUAUUAAAAAGACCGCGCCAUUUUUCUACGAGCGAGAGACUUCUGAGUUCAUGAAGCCUACUUUGAUGUUAGCAGCGGAGUUGAGUCAACAGAAGAAGGAUGCCUUGCUGGAGCGAGUGCUUGAAUUGUGGGUUGCAACACAUAUUCUGGUUGACUCGGAACUACAAUGGAAAACAUACUGCAACCCGACCCUUCCGCCCACCUCGAUGCACUCCCUCGCGCAGCCUUCGGAUGAUGGCCGCAUGCCAAUUGAUGAGAUCACGAAUGGAGAAUCAUAUGCGCUCCUCUGCAGCCAGCUUCGCGCGGCGACUGAGAAGCGCGCUUCUCAGCUGAGCAAGUCGGUAAUGAACGACCUGGAACGCAGACUGCUUCAGCGCCAGCAAAGUGGCUGGUUUGAAACCUUUUUGGUUGCUAUCAUUCUUCUGAACUGCGUUGAGAGGACUUGCUGGCUGUUCCGCUCGUGGGAUGAUGAACAUUUCGCACAACGGUGGCCUCUGGACAAGCGUCCUCCAUACUAUGCAAACCAAGGCGACCGCUUCUCGGACAUUCUGCACAUGUUGCUGAAAAUGCGCAGUUUGCCCCCCAAGGCAAACCCACGGCCAGAAAAUGGCAUUCUCAAGGCGGUAGAAGGCAGUGAUGAGAAUGCAGCUCGUUGGUUUGAACUGAUCAAGGUUACUCCCCAUUUCCUAGACCAACGGCAAGCCGCGGUAUUUGAUCCGAGUGAUUCCCGAUCAUUUGAUCUUCACUAUGGGGCGAAAUUGUUACCGCCGGCCAAUGUGUACACAUGA
Messenger RNA from Aspergillus wentii DTO 134E9, 2187 nucleotides. RefSeq lists its product as uncharacterized. Gene Ontology annotation, molecular function: zinc ion binding; DNA-binding transcription factor activity, RNA polymerase II-specific. NCBI's taxonomy places the organism in Eukaryota, Fungi, Ascomycota, Eurotiomycetes, Eurotiales, Aspergillaceae. The transcript is spliced from 7 exons. The coding region runs from base 1 to 2187 and encodes 728 amino acids. Gene Ontology annotation, biological process: regulation of DNA-templated transcription. The record is from RefSeq and is a predicted model, not a curated record.